GUGACCGAGGCUCCGAUCUCUGACCUCUUCACUGACCUUCAGGAUGGACAGAAGUUGCUGGUUCUACUGGAGAUGCUGUGUGGGGAGAAAGUCAAGCCGGAGCGCGGCAAGAUGCGCGUUCACUACCUGAACAACGUGAACAAGGCGCUGCAGAUCCUGGAGAAGAACAACGUGAAGCUGGUGAACAUCAGCAACAAUGACAUCGUCGACGGCAGCCCCAAGCUCACCCUCGGCCUCGUCUGGAGCAUCAUCCUACACUGGCAGG
Priapulus caudatus is the source of this 265-nucleotide messenger RNA. RefSeq names its product utrophin-like. The record is from RefSeq and is a predicted model, not a curated record. Lineage: Eukaryota; Metazoa; Priapulida; Priapulimorpha; Priapulimorphida; Priapulidae. Gene Ontology annotation, molecular function: protein binding. Gene Ontology annotation, cellular component: plasma membrane. Gene Ontology annotation, biological process: synaptic signaling.